Amaranthus tricolor (Joseph's coat) is the source of this 2555-nucleotide messenger RNA. RefSeq names its product exocyst complex component EXO70A1-like. The transcript has a single exon. Gene Ontology annotation, cellular component: exocyst. The record is from RefSeq and is a predicted model, not a curated record. Lineage: Eukaryota; Viridiplantae; Streptophyta; Magnoliopsida; Caryophyllales; Amaranthaceae. The coding region runs from base 323 to 2284 and encodes 653 amino acids. Gene Ontology annotation, biological process: exocytosis. Gene Ontology annotation, molecular function: phosphatidylinositol-4,5-bisphosphate binding.
AUGUAUAUUGAACCAACUCGAGUCAUUUUUAUGUAUUAGUGGUAGUUGAAGUUGAGGAAGAAUCUUACCCUGAAAGCAAGGACUUGUUUGUUAAGAAUUCAGAAAGUACAUACAAUUUUCCUCUUCUCUUCUGACAAGUGCAAUUUGGUAAAGUUUGGUGAAGAUAUUAGAUACUGAGUUCUCAACUCCCAUAUUCAAGGACAAACAAACAAAUAAACAAACAAAUUAUUUGAUCUGGGCUUGACUUUGGUGUACUUAUCUAUGUACAUAUGUAGCAAAAUCUGAACAAGUAUAAGCUUUAAGGUUUCUUUGCUGAUUACAAAUGGAUAAGCUCUUGGCUUACAGGCAAUGCCUAAGAGAAACCCUAGAGAAAUCAAAAUCUUUGGCUUCUCAAAUUGACAAAAACAGUUCAGUAUUACAAAACAUACAUGAAAAUUUGCCUGUUUUAUCAGCUGAGAUUCGGUCUACUUGCACUCGAAAAGCUACUCUUUCUGCUGUCGGAGAGUGUGUGAACCGAGCAUUUGGACCCGUUUCAGCAGUUUUGAAGAUGUAUGAUUCAGUUUGCGGGCUCGAGCAAUCAAUAUUGGUGGGACCGGGACCCACUGGAGGCGGUAUAGUAGAGUACAUUUCGGUUUUGAAGCAACUCGAAGGGGCUAUGAUGUUUUUGACCGAUAAUUGUGGGUUAGCAAUGCAAUGGAUAGAGGAUAUAGUAAAGCUCUUGGAUGAAAAUGAAAAGGGUGACGAUAAGUAUUUGUUGAAUGUGAAGAAGUCGUUGAGGAUUUUAUCGAAGAUUAAGUCUAUAGAAGCUCGUUCAAGGCUUGAUGGGGGGAUUUUGAACGGUUCUUUAAACGAGUUAGAGCUUAUGUUCCGGAAGCUUGUGAAGGAUGAUUUGAGCAACUCUCACAUUCAGAUUAUCAUCGAGAGACUAAAAGAAAAUAAUAGGUUUGAGAAUUGCAUGACUACUUUUGUUGAUGUAAGGAGUUCUAACUCAAGGGCAUCCUUUGAAGCUCUUGAUUUGAGCUACCUUGAAAUCGAAAUCUCCGAAUCAGAUUCUAUACAAAAAUUUGAAGAUCAUACGGCUCAAUGGGGCAAACAUAUCAAGUUUUCUCUUAAACACAUUCUCGAAGCUGAGUACGAGCUUUGCAAGAGCACCUUCGACAAAUUUGGCUCCGAGGAUUCUCUUGCAUGUUUUGCGAAAAUCGCAUCACAAUCCGGGUUCUUAGAACUCCUCGAAUUUGGCAUCAAAAUCACACAAGCCAAAAAGGACGCGAUCAAGCUCUUAAAGCUCUUAGACAUAUUCACAAUCUUGGACAACCUAAGGAUGGACUUCAACAAACUAUUUGGCUCAAAACAAUGCGAAAAAAUUCAAAACCAAACACGGGCUCUAAUCAAGCGCAUUGUUGAAGGUGCGAGUGAGAUUUUUAGAGAACUAUCCCUUCAAGUGGAAGCACAAAGGUACAACACGAUGCCUCCAUUAGAUGGUGGCGUACCCAGAUUAGUAACCUUUGUCACCAACUAUUGUGUCAUGCUCCUCGAGAACGACUACAAGCCAAUCCUCACACAAGUCCUCUCAAUCCAUCAAAUUUGGAAUAAGAAACGAUCCCUUGAAGGAAUUCUCAAAUACGAGCUCCAAAACAUACUCGAUUCCUUGGAAGUUAACCUGGAAACAUGGUCGAGUACCUUGGAAGACACUGAUCUGUCAUACUUUUUCCUGAUGAACAAUUACAUAUAUUUGUAUGAAUUUAUGCAGGGAACUAGUUUAGGUGAUCUAGUGGGAGAUAAAAUGGUAAAUGGGUAUAAGCGAAAAAUGCAGAAUUAUGCUCAAGCAUACCUAAAACAUAGCUGGGGAAAACUACCAUCAAUUUUAAGUGAAGAUGAGUUAUUACUAUUCUCCUCAGGAAGAACAAGUUCACAAGAAUUGGUAAAAAACAGGCUCAGAGAAUUCAACGACACAUUCGAGGACUUAUACAAGGCACAAUCGAAUUGGAUUGUAUCGGAUAAUGCAGCAUUGCGAGAGAAGGCGUGCCAACUUAUCGUACAUACAGUUGUCCCGUAUUACAGGUCCUUCCUUCGUAACUAUAGUCAUUUAGUCGAAAAUGAGUCUAGUUCGAGUAAGUAUGUUAAGUACUCUGCAUCGAGUUUAGAGGGUAUGAUUUGCUCUUUGUUCGUGCAGCCGAAUGUAAUUAGACUAAGUCGAAGCCAUAGCUCUAAGUCCAACCAAUUGAUUGGGAAACUUCGGAACGCUGUUGCUAGUCAGUUUCGUGUUGCUCCGAUUUCUACAUGAAAUGUUGUAAAUAUAGCUCUUUUGUCUAUUGAUGUACUUCUAGUUCAAUUCAAACUGAUAGGCUUUUUUAUGUGUUCUGUAAAUAUUUGGUUAGCAGUAAGAAGAUAGACGGGUAAAAUUAUACGGGUUUUGCACCGCAUUCGCCCUGAUUGGAGCCGGUAUGGUAUGACUUUGGUGGGUAAUGGGUGGGUAUGGGCAUGAAAAGUCCUACCCCGCAUGGCUAGUGGGUAGGUGGUGGGUAUGAAGUCUUACCCGCCCCAUACCCACCUGC